This is a messenger RNA of Aureobasidium subglaciale EXF-2481, 819 nucleotides long. RefSeq lists its product as uncharacterized. The transcript is spliced from 2 exons. The coding region runs from base 1 to 819 and encodes 272 amino acids. The record is from RefSeq and is a predicted model, not a curated record. NCBI's taxonomy places the organism in Eukaryota, Fungi, Ascomycota, Dothideomycetes, Dothideales, Saccotheciaceae. Gene Ontology annotation, molecular function: acyltransferase activity, transferring groups other than amino-acyl groups.
AUGCCAACACUGUACGACAACUUAACUGGUUGGGUCACACUGUUUGUUGUGCAACCAAAAUGCCAAGGGAAAGGUUAUGGGAGCGCUCUGUUUGAGGCAGUGUUGCAAGAGUUCAAAAGCAAAAACACUUCCAUCAUCGGAUUGGAUGCAGUGGUUGAACAAAAGACUACUUACGAACGUCGAGGAUUUGUUGAAUCUCCGCUCGGCAAACUUCGCUGUAUGUCUUGGAACACAUCAACCAAUAUUGAUCAUGGCACAUCACAUGACCCUGACACGAACCUGCGACUGAUCGACAUCAAGGAUGUCCCAUACCACCUGCUCGCAGAAAGCGAUCUCGAUCAUACAGGAUUCAAACGCAACCGACUUUGGGGCGAAAAGUUUUUCAGCAGAUCAGAUGUGUUCGGGCUGGCUCUGUUAGGUGGAGAAGGUGCCACGAAAACCGCUGACAUCCGUGCUUGGACGGUUGUGCGUGAGGUUCCUCAAGGAUAUCGCUUAGGUCCGGUGUACGCAACAGACCAAGAGUCUGCACGUAGGAUUGUCCUUGCUUCGAUGGAGCACGCCAUGGGAAGGAUUGAAAAUACCUCAACCAACUCGGUAAUAUCGUGCCCCAGAGUGGAAGAUCCGAGAGCCCAUACAAUAACGGCUGAGAUCUGGGAUGGCAAUCCUCAUGCGGUAGAGCUUUUCGAAAAGCUGGGGUGGAGCUCAGUCGGUGUGGAUUACCAUCGUAUGUGGUUCAAAGGAAAAGCUACACCACAACAGGAUAAAGGCGGGUUAGCACACUCAGGCAUGUACGCCAUUUUUGACGCUGCCAUCGGUUGA